AUGCAGCGGAUUCUACGCAUCAACCUCCAAGCCCGCAAUCAAACCCUCAAAGCCACUCGUCGGAAAAACUAUGAAAAGUUACGAGAAGACUGGAAAGAAUACGAGACCCGUCUGGUCCAGACGGAGAAAGUGAAAAAUGCCCACAUCAAAGCCGAGCGCAGAGCCCGGAGGGAGGAUUGGAUCAUGGGGCCUCUGGCACCGAAACGAGACGUCGGCACAAAGCAAAACUUCUAUGGCACUGUGAGCAAUCUGCUUUACCAAGGCCCAGUCUUUCCUCCGAGGGUUAGGCAUGGGCCUAAGAGUAAUGGGUGGGACCCUGUCGGAGGUGAAGGACUAGAAGAGGAACAAAAAGAGUGGGAGGGGUUCGGAAACGAAGGGAAUAUUGUGGAGGGAGAUCGAGUUUGCAUUGUGAAAGGGAAGAAGCAGGGUUUGAUCGGGCAGAUUGGCAAAGUGAAGGAUGUCAGUAGCGAUGCCAAGGAGCUGAGAAUAGAGGGUCUGAAUAUGGCCGAUGUUGAGAUUCCGGAGAGCUUUGGCGAACAGCGCGAAAAAGUGCACUUCUCAUCCCUCGAAUUACCCAUACCCAUUGCCGACGUACGCCUUGUCUAUCGCCUCACCGACCCUGCGACUGGUCGCGACAGGGAUGUCAUCGUAAAGCACAUCCGUGGCGGCGCUCCUUAUUUUCAGCGCGAACCUAACUCGCCUCUACCCCGACAUACACGCUACAUCGUGGGGGAAGAUGUCCAGAUCCCAUGGCCGGAAGCUGAAGCUCCCACGUAUCAAGCCUUCGAGGGAGAUACAUCGCGCUACGAUGUCGAGUCACAAACCUGGACGCCUACGAUAUAUCAAGCGCCCCUGCCCUCUCAGGAGAUAUUUGACGACCUGACAGAAGAUGAUAAAUAUCGGCGAGAUAGAGCAUGGCACGAAGAUGAGUAUGUGAGGAUGAAGAUCUUGGAGGAUGCUCGUGCAGAGUGGUUCAAGGAGAGAAAGAUUCAAGGCCCCUUGGCGAAGAUGGCUGAGGAGAAACUCAAGACGGUGGCGCAGAGGGUUGAAGCAAUGAAACAAGCCGGAAUGAGUGAAGAGACGAGGAAGGUUUUGUUGGAGGAGAUGAGUGCAGCAAGGGCAAGAAGGAGACUGAAAACAGCAGCGUGA
This is a messenger RNA of Fonsecaea multimorphosa CBS 102226, 1149 nucleotides long. RefSeq lists its product as uncharacterized. NCBI's taxonomy places the organism in Eukaryota, Fungi, Ascomycota, Eurotiomycetes, Chaetothyriales, Herpotrichiellaceae. Gene Ontology annotation, biological process: translation. Gene Ontology annotation, molecular function: RNA binding; structural constituent of ribosome. Gene Ontology annotation, cellular component: mitochondrion; ribosome. The transcript is spliced from 2 exons. The record is from RefSeq and is a predicted model, not a curated record. The coding region runs from base 1 to 1149 and encodes 382 amino acids.